This is a messenger RNA of Passer montanus (Eurasian tree sparrow), 2464 nucleotides long. It is a transcript of the gene CSNK1G1, whose product is annotated as casein kinase 1 gamma 1. Bases 366 to 1760 code for a protein of 464 amino acids. NCBI's taxonomy places the organism in Eukaryota, Metazoa, Chordata, Aves, Passeriformes, Passeridae. The transcript has 14 exons. Gene Ontology annotation, molecular function: ATP binding; protein serine/threonine kinase activity. The record is from RefSeq and is a predicted model, not a curated record. Gene Ontology annotation, cellular component: plasma membrane; nucleus; cytoplasm. Gene Ontology annotation, biological process: peptidyl-serine phosphorylation; signal transduction; endocytosis.
UCACCAGGUUCAGUACAGAUAUGAGUGCCUGGCUGCUCUGCUGCUCCCGUGCCCCAGCGCUCCCUGCCCUGUGAUUUUGGAUAACAAACCUAAGAAGUGAAUUACACAUCAGGUGGUAAGAAACCAAAAGCAACCUGCCUUUAUUGAAUUCUCAAGAACGCAGCUGACCCUUUGGUACAUUAUCAAGAUGCAUUAGGAAACUGGAUCCGGUGCCAAAAGAACUCCAUGAAUUUCCAUGAAUCUCUUGAACUCCAACACGGAUACUUUUGGAUGUAAAUUUGGAUAUAAAUUUCUGUUCUAAGGAGAAGAGUGUGUACUCCAAGUCCUUUCUGCCAGCUUGCUGGCAGAGGUGUUUCACUAGGAUCAUGGACCAUCCUAACAGGGAUAAGGAUGAGAGGCAGCGGACGACGAAAGGAAUGCCGGGGAGGAGCGGCCACGGUUCUCGGCCGAGCUCGUCGGCGUCCUCCGGCGUCCUCAUGGUGGGACCCAACUUCAGAGUGGGCAAGAAGAUUGGGUGUGGGAACUUUGGAGAGCUCAGACUAGGUAAAAAUCUCUACACCAAUGAAUAUGUAGCGAUCAAACUGGAACCAAUUAAAUCCCGGGCACCACAGCUUCAUUUAGAAUACAGAUUUUAUAAACAACUUGGAAGUGCAGCUGAAGGGCUCCCCCAGGUGUAUUACUUUGGACCCUGUGGAAAGUACAAUGCCAUGGUAUUGGAGCUGCUUGGUCCCAGCUUGGAAGAUCUGUUUGACCUCUGUGACAGGACCUUCACUCUGAAGACGGUGUUAAUGAUUGCCAUUCAGCUGAUCUCUCGGAUGGAGUACGUGCAUUCCAAGAACCUCAUCUACCGGGAUGUCAAGCCGGAGAACUUCCUCAUCGGCCGCCAGGGCAACAAGAAGGAGCACGUCAUCCACAUCAUAGACUUUGGACUGGCCAAGGAGUACAUUGACCCUGAAACCAAAAAACACAUUCCCUACAGGGAGCACAAGAGCCUCACUGGAACAGCGAGAUACAUGUCCAUCAACACACACCUUGGCAAAGAGCAAAGUCGUCGAGAUGACUUGGAAGCCCUUGGCCAUAUGUUCAUGUAUUUCCUCCGAGGCAGCCUGCCCUGGCAAGGAUUGAAGGCUGACACCUUAAAAGAGAGAUAUCAGAAGAUUGGGGACACAAAGAGAAACACUCCAGUUGAAGUUCUCUGUGAGAACUUUCCAGAGGAGAUGGCCACGUACCUCCGCUAUGUCCGGCGGUUAGACUUCUUUGAGAGACCAGACUACGAUUACCUACGGACCAUCUUCACAGAGCUCUUUGAGAAGAAAGGCUACACCUUUGACUACGCCUACGACUGGGUCGGCAGGCCAAUUCCUACUCCCGUGGGAUCUGUCCAUGUGGAUUCUGGAACCUCUGCAGUGACAAGAGACAGCCACAUGCACCGGGACCGACCAUCCCAGCAGGCGCUCCGCAAUCAGGCGUCAUCGGAUCGCCGCGGAGAGUGGGAGAUCCAGCCGAGCCGGCAGACAAAUACCUCGUACCUGACAUCUCAUUUGGCUGCAGAUCGACACGGAGGAUCAGUGCAGGUGGUGAGCUCAACCAACGGGGAGCUGAACGUGGACGACCCAACAGGAGCACACUCCAACGCACCCAUCACAGCGCAGGCGGAGGUGGAGGUGGUGGAGGAAGCUAACUGCCUGAAAAUGCUCAACUUGUGGUGCUGCUGCUUCUUUAAGAGGAAAAGGAAGAAGACGGCUCAGCGUCACAAGUGACCGGUGCCUCCUGGGCCUUGCAGGAACCACCACACCUGCAGCUCCUGCCCUGUCUUACUGGAAGGGGCUUCUCUUUAGGAGGGAGGAGGAGGAGGAGGCAUAGGAGGAAGAGAGAAAAACGAAAACAAAAAAAAAAAAAACCCAAGUGACAUUUUAAACCAAAAAGAGAAGAAAACGUUCCAAAACAAACCACUCUGGGGUGGAUCUGCUGAAUGGUCUCCCUCAUUCACUCCAAGCCUGAAGCUCCUUUUGGGACCAGGACUGUGGCUGGCUCAGGUCUUGGUCGCCCUGGGAGGGGGGCUGGCUGGCUGACCCUCCUUCCCAUUGUUUACGGUGAAGGCAUCGUUGACGCAAACCUGAGGACUGUGCUUAGUUCCUGCUCACUUUCCUCCCCUCCCUCCCCUGCACUCUGCUCCUCUGUCCUCCUCCCUCCUUAAUUAAGUGAAGAAAUUCCAUAGGCUCGAUUGGCUGUGGAGAGGGCAGGAGGAUGCAGGGCAGGCAGGAGAGUUGCUAGGAGAAGGGCCUGACUGCUGCGGCAGGAAGAGACAGGUUCUCUCUGUGGCUCCUUGGGAACAGUUACACUGUAAUGUGCAAGCUGUGAGAAAUUUGCAAUCUACUGUUCCAGUUAGGGUUUUUUUUCCCCCGGCUCCCUUGACACCUCCCUCCUGUGGCAGUAACAGAGCAGUGUGGAUUGUUUUAAAGAA